Molecule: messenger RNA, 321 nt
Organism: Lachancea nothofagi CBS 11611
Lineage: Eukaryota; Fungi; Ascomycota; Saccharomycetes; Saccharomycetales; Saccharomycetaceae
Source: the annotation of a GenBank genome assembly
AUGCAGACCAUCCUUGGACGUAUUCUGACCAGAAGAUCUAUGGCCACCUCCAAGAUCAUACUGCAGCAAGCCAAAAACAGUCCUCCCCUGGUUGCUUCAAGCUGUCCCGCGGGCACUCCGCUCAACUUGCAAAUCAAGAAGUCUGGAAAAGAGCCAGUGGCUUUGGAGGACCACGAGUAUCCCGAAUGGCUUUGGAAAGUGCUGGAUCAAAAUGCACAGCUCAAGAAACUACAACAAGACCCAAUGAAACUGCGUAAAAAACAGUUAAGGUCUGCUAAUCGUGACAAGAUCAAGCAGAACAACUUCCUGUCGGAGAUUUGA